AUGCUGAGGAAGGCUGGGGUCGAUGGAGACCCUAACCGUGCACGCAACGAACGCAAGCUGGAAAUUGCGUACCUAAAAGAAAAGGUGGGGCAGCUAGAGAAGGAGUUGCAGACACUACAGGACCGACCACCGCACACGAAUUCAGAGAGCCAAGAGUCUGAGACCGGCACUACUUGUACUGAGGUGCAAGUUUCUAGUAUUUGGGAGGGGUUUGCAGCUCGUCAGCGAAGUCGAAGAGAGAAGGCUGAACGCGAAAAUGUUCGCCUAAAACUCGUUUUGGAAGGUCAGAUUAAAGUGGCCAAGAGUUUGCAGAACUUACUAUUGAAGCGGGCCCAGCAACAGAUUGCUGCGUGCGCUCCAUCAUUUCAAAAGCCAGGUGAUAUUUGUCCGCCUGGCCGAACACUAGAUUAUCGUGCAGAUGCAGCAGACUUUCACGAACUUCUGGAGUACCUGGACGCAGCAUAUCGUGAGGUGGAUGCAGUGCUCGCAGCAAAUGGCUUGGCUGCGAUGGAGAUAACACAGCAAGAUCUACAUACGCGCGAAGGUGUGAAUGGUAUGUAUCUGGAGGUGUUUUCGAACAAGGUCAUGCCCUUCGGGCUUCAUGCAACUGCUGAAGCGACUUGGAACUACUUCAAGGGCUCUGAGAAGCACCGAGGGAAUUUAUAUGCCAAAGCAACGCAGGAAAUUCGAGCACGGACGUCCGCGUCAAACAGAUUACGGCGAUACGUCGAAGCUGACCGCGAAGUUGUGGUAUGGGUUGCGACAAUCGCCCCUAUUGAGAUCAAGCGCAAGGCCUUCGCUGUACUGAGUUCUCACCACCGUAAUUACGCUGUCAUCAAGCGUGCCAACGCUUCUACACCCAAGCACGAGCUGUCACUUUUGCAGCUUGUCGCACACGUGACGCUAGAUACUGAGGAGGGGACCAUCUACGACCCGAUGUACAUCAGAGCGCUUACCGAUUUUCUGCUGAGCAACGCGGCCGGAAAUAUCAAGGCUGACCAGGAGCUCAUCGAAAAUGUUCUUAUGGACCAAACGCUGGAUCAGCACUGA
Molecule: messenger RNA, 1050 nt
Organism: Phytophthora infestans T30-4
Lineage: Eukaryota; Oomycota; Peronosporomycetes; Peronosporales; Peronosporaceae
Product: M96 mating-specific protein family
Exons: 3
Coding region: 1-1050 (349 amino acids)
Source: RefSeq, a predicted model, not a curated record